Molecule: messenger RNA, 9150 nt
Organism: Manis pentadactyla (Chinese pangolin)
Lineage: Eukaryota; Metazoa; Chordata; Mammalia; Pholidota; Manidae
Gene: ATP8B2
Product: ATPase phospholipid transporting 8B2
Exons: 31
Coding region: 406-4464 (1352 amino acids)
Biological process (GO): Golgi organization; phospholipid translocation
Cellular component (GO): plasma membrane
Molecular function (GO): magnesium ion binding; ATP hydrolysis activity; ATPase-coupled intramembrane lipid carrier activity
Source: RefSeq, a predicted model, not a curated record
CUUCCGCCCCGCCGUGGCCGAAACUGACACAAAGUAGCGGGCCGGGGCCCUGGGGGGCAGCGGGGCUGCAGCUGGGGGGGCGGGAGCCCGCGGGGAGCCGAGCCGAGCGCCCCCAGCCCCAGCCCCCGGCAUGGGCAGGACGGGGCCGCCGGGGCGGGCGCCGAGCGCGGAGCGCUGAGGGUCUCCCAUGGGAUUGCUGGGACCUUGCUGGGUGAGAUGGCAUUGUGUGCAAAAAAGCGCCCCCCAGAUGCUUGAUCCUGGGGCACUUGGACCUUUCUGGCCUGGGGAACGGUGUUCCUGCCUUCCCGCCUCCGUCCUCACUUCUCAUCUCCCCGUCCUUUCUCCCUUCAUGUUUCCAUCCACCCAGGUCCUCCCGGUGUUCCUGCUGCGGGGUGGGGGGGUGGGAUGAAAGUGGUUGCCCUGGACGACACUGGCAGUCCCCUCGCCCGCAUUGGCCGGGCCGGGGGGCGGGGCUCCGCACUGGCUUUCGCCUACGCGGCGCGCUGGCAGACGGCGGCCCCUGCAGUCCGGGAGCGGGCGGGGGCGGGGCCUGGGGCGUGCGCACCGCGCUCGGGACCACUCAGCGCGCGCUGGCAUCCGCGGGGGCGCUGGGGGCGGGGGCAGAGGCGGCGCGGCCGAGCGCGCGGCGGCCCCGGGUGCGGGCGGCGGGGAGGAUGGCCGGGGCUGCAGGCGGGGCGCGCACCCGACGGCCGGGGCUCCCCUCUGAGCGGCCGCAGCUCCUGCGCCUCCCCGGGGGGCCGCCCCGUCGGCGCCGCUGAGGCCAAGGACAGACCGACAGACACUCCGCCCGCCCCUGCUCAAACCGGGAUCAUGACGGUCCCCAAGGAGAUGCCCGAGAAGUGGGCCCGGGCCGGGGCGCCCCCCUCUUGGAGCCGAAAGAAGCCCUCUUGGGGGACAGAAGAAGAAAGGAGGGCGCGGGCCAAUGACCGAGAAUACAAUGAGAAAUUCCAGUAUGCGAGUAACUGCAUCAAGACCUCUAAGUACAAUAUUCUCACCUUCCUGCCUGUUAACCUCUUUGAGCAGUUCCAGGAAGUUGCCAAUACCUACUUCCUGUUCCUUCUCAUUCUGCAGUUGAUCCCACAGAUCUCCUCCCUGUCCUGGUUCACCACCAUUGUGCCUUUGGUUCUUGUCCUCACCAUCACAGCUGUUAAAGAUGCCACUGAUGACUACUUCCGCCACAAGAGCGAUAACCAGGUGAAUAACCGUCAGUCUCAGGUGCUGAUCCAUGGAAUCCUCCAGCAAGAGCAGUGGAUGAAUGUCUGUGUUGGUGAUAUUAUCAAGCUAGAAAAUAAUCAGUUUGUGGCGGCGGAUCUCCUCCUCCUUUCCAGCAGUGAGCCCCAUGGGCUGUGUUACAUAGAGACAGCAGAACUUGAUGGAGAGACCAACAUGAAAGUGCGUCAGGCGAUUCCAGUCACCUCAGAACUGGGAGACAUCAGUAAACUUGCCAAGUUUGAUGGUGAAGUGAUCUGCGAACCUCCCAACAACAAGCUGGACAAAUUUGGUGGAACCCUCUACUGGAAGGGGAACAAGUUCCCUCUGAGCAACCAGAACAUGCUGCUGCGGGGCUGUGUGCUGCGGAACACCGAGUGGUGCUUCGGGCUGGUCAUCUUUGCAGGUCCUGACACUAAGCUGAUGCAGAACAGCGGCAGGACAAAGUUUAAGAGAACAAGCAUUGAUCGCCUAAUGAAUACACUGGUGCUCUGGAUUUUUGGAUUCCUGGUCUGCAUGGGGGUGAUCCUGGCCAUUGGCAAUGCCAUCUGGGAGCAUGAGGUUGGGACACGCUUCCAGGUCUACCUGCCGUGGGAUGAGGCUGUAGACAGUGCCUUUUUCUCUGGCUUCCUUUCCUUCUGGUCCUACAUCAUCAUCCUCAACACCGUUGUGCCCAUAUCGCUCUAUGUCAGUGUGGAGGUCAUCCGCCUGGGCCACAGCUACUUCAUCAACUGGGACAAGAAGAUGUUCUGCAUGAAGAAACGGACGCCCGCGGAGGCCCGCACCACCACGCUGAAUGAGGAGCUGGGCCAGGUGGAGUACAUCUUCUCUGACAAGACGGGCACACUCACCCAGAACAUCAUGGUCUUCAACAAGUGCUCCAUCAAUGGCCGCAGCUACGGUGACGUGUUUGACGUCCUGGGACACAAAGCUGAAUUGGGAGAGAGGCCUGAACCCGUCAACUUCUCCUUCAAUCCUCUGGCUGACAAGAAGUUCUUAUUUUGGGACCCCACCCUUUUGGAGGCUGUCAAGAUAGGGGACCCCCACACGCAGGAGUUCUUCCGCCUCCUUUCCCUGUGUCAUACUGUCAUGUCUGAAGAAAAGAGUGAAGGGGAGCUGUACUACAAAGCCCAGUCCCCAGACGAGGGGGCCUUGGUCACCGCAGCCAGAAACUUCGGUUUUGUAUUCCGCUCACGUACCCCCAAAACUAUCACUGUCCACGAGAUGGGCACAGCCAUCACCUACCAGCUGCUGGCCAUCCUGGACUUCAACAAUAUCCGCAAGCGGAUGUCAGUCAUUGUGCGGAAUCCGGAGGGGAAGAUCCGGCUCUACUGCAAAGGGGCUGACACCCUCCUACUAGACAGACUCCACCACUCCACCCGGGAGCUGCUCCACACCACCACGGACCACCUGAACGAAUAUGCAGGGGAGGGGCUGAGGACCCUGGUACUGGCCUACAAGGACCUGGAUGAAGAGUACUAUGAGGAGUGGGCUGAGAGACGACUCCAAGCCAGCCUGGCCCAGGACAGCCGGGAGGACCGGCUGGCCAGUGUCUAUGAGGAGGUUGAGAGUGACAUGAUGCUGUUGGGGGCAACGGCCAUUGAGGAUAAGCUUCAGCAAGGAGUCCCGGAGACCAUUGCCCUCCUGACGCUCGCCAACAUCAAGAUUUGGGUGCUGACCGGAGACAAACAAGAGACGGCCGUGAACAUUGGCUAUUCCUGCAAGAUGCUGACAGACGACAUGACGGAGGUGUUCAUUGUCACUGGACACACCGUCCUGGAAGUGCGGGAGGAGCUCAGGAAAGCCCGGGAGAAGAUGACGGACUCGUCCCAGGCUGUAGGCAAUGGGCUCGCCUACCAAGAGAAACUUUCUUCUUCCAAGCUCACCUCUGUCCUGGAAGCCGUUGCUGGGGAGUACGCCUUGGUCAUCAAUGGGCACAGCCUGGCCCAUGCGUUAGAGGCAGACAUGGAGCUGGAGUUUCUGGAGACAGCCUGUGCCUGCAAAGCUGUCAUCUGCUGUCGGGUGACCCCUUUGCAGAAGGCACAAGUGGUGGAACUGGUUAAGAAGUACAAAAAGGCUGUGACACUUGCCAUUGGGGAUGGAGCCAAUGAUGUCAGCAUGAUCAAAACCGCUCACAUCGGUGUGGGCAUCAGUGGGCAGGAAGGAAUCCAGGCUGUCCUAGCCUCAGAUUACUCCUUCUCCCAGUUCAAGUUCCUACAGCGCCUCCUGCUGGUGCAUGGACGCUGGUCCUACCUGCGCAUGUGCAAGUUCCUCUGCUAUUUCUUCUACAAGAACUUUGCUUUCACCAUGGUCCACUUCUGGUUUGGCUUCUUCUGUGGAUUCUCAGCCCAGACCGUCUAUGACCAGUAUUUCAUUACCCUUUAUAACAUUGUGUACACCUCCCUCCCAGUCCUGGCGAUGGGGGUCUUCGAUCAGGACGUCCCAGAGCACCGGAGCAUGGAGUACCCAAAGCUCUAUGAGCCAGGCCAGCUGAACCUCCUCUUCAACAAGCGGGAGUUCUUCAUCUGCAUCGCCCAGGGCAUCUACACCUCCGUGCUCAUGUUCUUCAUCCCCUACGGGGUGUUCGCCGAGGCCACUCGGGAUGAUGGCACGCAGCUAGCAGACUACCAGUCCUUCGCAGUCACUGUGGCCACUUCGCUGGUCAUCGUGGUCAGCGUGCAGAUUGGACUGGAUACAGGCUACUGGACGGCCAUCAACCACUUCUUCAUCUGGGGCAGCCUAGCUGUUUACUUUGCCAUCCUCUUUGCCAUGCACAGCGAUGGGCUUUUUGACAUGUUUCCCAACCAGUUCCGGUUUGUGGGUAAUGCCCAGAACACCCUGGCCCAGCCCACAGUGUGGCUGACCAUUGUGCUCACCACGGUCGUCUGCAUCAUGCCUGUGGUUGCCUUUAGAUUCCUCAAGCUGAACCUGAAGCCCGAUCUCUCCGACACGGUCCGCUACACGCAGCUGGUGAGGAAGAAGCAGAAGGCCCAGCACCGCUGUCUGCGGCGGGUGGGCCGCACAGGUUCCCGUCGCUCGGGCUAUGCCUUCUCCCACCAGGAGGGCUUUGGGGAGCUCAUUAUGUCUGGCAAAAACAUGCGGCUCAGCUCCCUUGCGCUCUCCAGCUUCACCACCCGCUCCAGCUCCAGCUGGAUUGAGAGCCUGCGCAGGAAGAAGAGUGACAGCGCCAGCAGCCCUGGUGGUGGGGGGCCCGACAAGCCCCUCAAGGGGUGAAGGCUGGGAUUGGGACACCCCGUGCCGAUGAUCAGAGCGCGCAGGGCUGUCCAGCCCCUCAGAGGACAGCAUCUCUGAAGUGCGGGUCCUCGAGGGUUCCUUGCCUCUCCCAUCUCCCCUGGUAGACUCCGUCCUGCUGGGCCCACCAGAGGGCCUGGGGCCUCCCUCGCCGGGCCCCCUCCCACCAGCUGAGAAGGUCAAGGGGGCAGGCCCCAGGGCAGAGCAGGGGUUGGGGCAUCAGGAAGUGGUCCCAGUAGGGGAUCAGAUAUGGAACCAAAAACAAGAAAAAACUUAGAGAUUGGGUCUGCCCCUGCCCUGGCCAGGAGCCCACAGGGAGACUAUAAUCUCUGUAUUUUUUUACUCCCACUCCCCAGAGGGGCCCCAGAGCCCCUGUUCCUGAAUUACACAAGAAUGUAUCAUGCCGGGAAGCCAGAGACCAGCUGGGGCCUCCGCGCCCCUUGCAUCAUGUAUGUCUCUCCUUGAUUUGUGUUUGUGUCCAGUUCGGUUUUGUCUUUUUUAUUUGGCAAGUGGAGGAGUGCUCUCCGACUUUUAUGUUGUGGUUGGUGUCUUAACUCUCCUGGGGACGAGGAGGCAGGAACACACGGGGCCCCGGGCUGGCUGGAUGUGGAGGAGCCACAGCCCCCAGUCAGCCCUUCAGUGCCAGUGCUGCGGGGAUUGGGGACAAGCUGACCCGGGAGGGAGGUGCCUGUCAGCCUGAGGGUGUUGGGAGAGCAUAAGGGAGGGUUUGGGCCUGUCUCCUUACUCACCUUGAGAGUGAAGUGCUACCCGUUUCCCCAAUACACACGCAUCCACUCCUGGAUCCCGUAAGUCCUGCCGGUAUUGGGCCGGAGCCUGGGAAGGUGGUCCUGUCAUUUGCAGUGACUUAGAGCUGGGUAUGAAAUUUAGUCCUAAAAAAAAAGUUCUCUUUAAUUAUCAGUUUAGACCCAGACUCAUUAGCAGAGUCCCUUCUGACUUCCCUUCUUCCUCAUCUGACAUUUUCCUGCACCUGUACCCUAGGACCUGAGGUGGGCCUGAAAUGGGGAGCUGGCCUCCGCUUCUCCCUCCUGGUAAACACAAGGCCCCACCCCCUCAAGGCCCACUGUAAGGGGCGAGAGGAGGAGGAGGACAAAACUAGGCUCAGGCCUGGAGGCUGCCGCUCAGUGCCUAGCUCCGUCUGGACAGGACUGGGCGAGCGCCUCGGCAUGCCUGACCCCCUCUCCACCACACCCAGGAAGCUGUUCCCCAGUUGAGCAUUUCCCAAGUGAGUUGCUGCCAAAUCAGUCUUGGGAAGAAUCCUGUCUUGGGCAGCAGGGGGGGUGCUCAGGAAUGGUGUGGCGCUGGAUCAGGGUAAGAAGGUGAGUGUAGGGCCAGAAGGGGACUGGAGGUGGGCUGUGGUGAGGGGGUGGACAGGGAGCAGGGGAGGGGAAAGCCUGACUGGGAACACAGCCUUCUGGCCACACAGUUUACAAACCCAUCGUCAUGUCUGUUCUUGUGUCUCUCAAGGUGAGAGUCUGAGAGUCUGAUUUUUAUACCAAAGAGGAAAUGAUUUUUUUUUCAUAUUUGGUUUGUCUAUAUUAUAUAAAUAUAAAUAUAUAUAUAUAAAUAAGUAUAUAUAUAUAUAUACAUAUAUAUAUAUAUACAGCUAUAUAUAUUAUUUUUUUGGUUCUCUCUCGUUUUUUAGGGAGGGAGGAAAGUACCAAGUUGCAUUGAGCUGUAAUUAAGGAACAUUCUGUAUAAUUUAUGGCACAUUUCUAUACUUGGAAAAAUUAUAUCAUUUUAUGAAUAUAAGAGAAAAAUGCCUUUUAUAAAAUUCCAGUUUCUGAGAAGUGUGUAAUAUGUCUUUUUUUCUGAUGUUUAACCAAGACUGGCAGUAAAAGAAACGUUCUUAAAUGGAAUUGAGUGGGUAGAUCUGGGCAGAGGUGGAGAAAACGGUCUGACUGGGGGCACAGCACCUCCUCUAAUCGCACACCUCCUGGGACUGCGUUGCGGCUGGAAGAUGGGGAAGUGGGCAGGACUGAGGGGCAGAUCUGAGGGACUUGCCUUCAGCUGAUGGCUGGGUGCUUAGGACCUUGAAGCAUUUGCUUUUCCGAACACAAGCCAAUCUCUCAUUCCUAACAUGUGCCAGAUAGGUGGGUAUGUGUAGAGAAAGUACCAGGUGAAGGUGAAUAUUUCAGGUUUUCCUCCAUUUUGACCCCAUGCCUUUUUCAUAGGCACUGGCCUCUCAGAGCCUCAUAUCUUGCUGGUCUUUCACAGAAGUGAAAAUCAAGGAGCGUGCCUACUCCUCUGUCCUGUUCAGCAGCCCUGCAGUGCACAGCUGAGAGCCCAGCCCACAACCCUAUGCCCGGCCACCCACACCUUGGUGCAGUGCAUCUGUAGGACACCCCAUGUGCCGAAGAUCGGAGGCUCCUGGGCCUGAUCUCCAGGAGGAAGGGUGGGCAGCUGCCUCCCUGGGGAGACGACUUCUGCAUCAGCAGAGGAUUGCAGACCGCAGCUGAAGUUGCUGUGCUGUCAUCUGCCCGUCACAGCUGAUUACUUACUCUGUCUCCAUAAUCCCUUGGCUCUUUGGUUGUGUGAGUGUGGGCUCACCAGGCACUGGUUUUCUUCACUCUCUCCUCCUAACAUCACUAUCUUCUGUAAUAAAAUUUUUACUUUCAUCUCCUGAAAUCAUAGCACAGUGAUAUAAGGAGGACCCAGAGAGAAGAGAGGAGGGCAGCAAAGCCUGCCGGGAUGAGAUAAGGGGUGGAAUGGCCAUGAUUAUGAAUUAUUGGGACUUUCCCCAAGGACCAGCUGGAGCAAUGACUGGCCUCAGCAGUAAGACGAAACCUGAAAAGGAGGUUUCCCGACAGUCUGUGCUGUUACCACUCAGAUCGCCCAGGUAGAGGAGCUCUGCAUUGCGGAGUAAAAGGGAUGAAAAUACCCUCACCUUGGACAGAUCAAGAUUCCUCAGUGGUAGACGUGCCCACUGACCAGAAAAAGACAUUGCAAGAGAAUAGAGAUGAAUUUGCAGACACAAGAGUUAUCUUCCCUUGUAACAAAUAGCUAUUCCUGGAGUUCUGGAACUUGAGGAAAGUUAAGUUUCUUACAUUAAGAGAAAUUUCUAUUUUGACUACCUUAUAAGAAUUACCAAGCACUUGUGUAAAUCUCAAAAUAAUGGAGCUUAGAAAUUCCUAGACAAGAAAUAAAUUAUUCUUUAAAAGUGCUGGCCCUUUAAGAAAAUUUUAGACAUUUGCUGAAGUUAAAACUAAGGAAAAAAUGCUUCACUUUAAAUUAAAUGAAUGGCUGGUUGCUAGAUUACAAGAUAAGAAGCAAAUAAUUCAGAUGAUGUCAGGUUAGCACAUAAAAAUAAAGAUAGAAGACUGAAAUAAAUAAAAUUAUAAGUGAAAGAGACGUUACAAUAGAUAUCCCAGAAAUACAAACAAUCAUUAAGAAACAACUACAUGCCAAACAAAUAUAUGCCAAUAAAUUGGACAACCUAGAAGAAACAGGUAAAUUCCUAGAAAAGUCAAGCUAUUAAAAUUGAACCAUGAAGAACUAGAAAAUCUGAAAAGAAAAAUAAAAAGUAAGGGGAUUGAAUCAGUAAUUAAAAACUGCCCAACAAAGAAAAGCUGACAUGGUUUCACUGGUAGAAUCUACCAAACAUUUGAAAAAGAAUUAACACCAAUCCUCAAGCUCCUUAAAAAAUUAAAGAGGAGAGAACACUCCUAAAUUCAUUUUACGAGGCCAGCAUUGCCCUGAUUGCAAAGCUAGAUAAAGACACCACAAGAAAAGAACACUAUAGGCUAAUACCCAAAGUGAAUAGUGAUGUGAAAAUCCUCAGCAAAAUACUAGCAAACUGAAUUCAGUAACACAUUAAAGGAAUCAUACACCAUGACCAAUGUGUGAUGUUAUGAAAUUUACAUGGUAAAAAGCCCACUUAAAGUGCAAAGUAGACCAUUAUAUUUUAAUGUACAAAAAGAAUAUGAAAAUUUUGUUAGUAUGGUUUCACAUUCUAUGUUACAACUAGCCUUUAAGAGACUACCACUUGAGUUUUAUAUCAAAAAAAGGUAUCCACGAUUAUCUGAAAAGACUAUUAAAAUACUCCAUUUUUCAACUACAUUCUGUGUAAUGCCAAGGUUUCUCCAUAUACUUCAACUAAAACAUUCAUAGCAAUGGAUUGAAUACUGAAGCUGAUAUAAGAAUCAAGCUGUCUUUUAUAAGCCAGAUAUUAAAGUAAAAGUAAUAAAUUUAAAUGCCACUCAUUUGUUUUUUAAACAAAAAAAAGAAAAUAUGCUAUUUGUAAUGAUCUAAUUAUUAUUUUAGAAUUAAUUAAUGUAUACCUACUUUUAAAAUGCCAAUUAUCAUUUCUAAUAUGGUAAAUAUAAUCUGAUAUAAUCCAAAUGAAGAAAAGCUCUCUGGGGGUCCUCAAUAACUUUUUAAAUUAUGGUGAGAUAGAUUAACACAAAAUUUAUCAUUGUAACUAUUAAAAGAUGUGCAGUUCAGUGGCAUUAAGCACAUCCAUAAGGUUGUUCAAAGAUUACCACUGUUUAAUUCCAGAACCCAUUCAUUUCCCCAAAUGGACACUUUAUGCCAUUAAGCAGAAACUCCCCAUUUCUUCUUCCCCUCAGCCCUUGGCAACCACAAAUCUGCUUUCUUUUUCUAUGGAUUUAUUUAUUUUGGAUAUUCCAUAUAAAUGGAAACAUAAUUAUU